This is a messenger RNA of Amorphotheca resinae ATCC 22711, 1025 nucleotides long. RefSeq lists its product as hypothetical. NCBI's taxonomy places the organism in Eukaryota, Fungi, Ascomycota, Leotiomycetes, Helotiales, Amorphothecaceae. Bases 102 to 893 code for a protein of 263 amino acids. The transcript is spliced from 2 exons. The record is from RefSeq and is a predicted model, not a curated record.
CCCUUCUCUUUGAGUCAAUCUUCAUCAACCGUUUCCUCGGAGCUCCAGAUAUCCUCCCUCCUCCCCUCUUCGACGAGAAAACAGCAGAAAUCCCAUCCACGAUGUCGGGCUCCAAGCCAAGCGCCGGUCGUGGUAGUGCCGCCCGGCCUUCCCCAUGUUCGCAGGAGCAAGCAGAGUCUACUUCCCCUACUCGAUCUGUACAAUCCGAUACUUCUUCUGGGGUUGGUCUGAGGGAGAUUAUUGCCAAAACUGGGGCCCUGCGUCUCGACGACCCUUCCGAUGCUCCUAUCCCAACUACGGGUUCUGAGAGUGCGCCUGGUACUUGUCAAACUUUCUCCUCUUCGACUCGUGCUCAGACAGCAACCUCAACUCCAGGAGUUCAACCCAGUGCAGCUCCCACCGGAGACAAUAAAGGCAUGCAUGCUAGAGCCAACACGGGUAUCGCCAUGGGUUCGCAAAGCUUGUUGGAUACCCCAAUCUCGCCCGAGCUCAGCAUGCAACCCCUGACGCCCAUGAAUAACUCCUUAGCGAAACCUAAGACUGAACAGAGUCCCCGUCAGAAGGGUACUUCGGCGAAUUCAGGUCCGAACGAUCCAUCAUUCUGUAGCCGCUUCCACACCGCUGCUACGAUCUCGGCUGCCCAGGGAUUCAGUGUAGCAUCAUCUCUGUCGACGUUUCCGAAUCCUCUACAGGGUGGCCCCUCUCUCUUUGUUGCUCCCACUACAUUCAACUUCAACAAAGUAGCUGCAGUUGAAGCCGUGCCACGCCCUACAUUGUUCGACUCUGUCCAUUGGGCGCCGGCUCAACCAACUCGGGCACGCAGUCCCUCUCUAUCACCCAAGACUAAAGACCCUAGGGUUAAAUACUUGAAGGACAGCAUGUGGGCCAACUAAGAUCUUUCAAUCACGUCUCAUCUCUUCUUGCAUGUCGUGAAACAGUCAUAUCUCCUCGGCUACAAGAACGAAUCAUAUUGCGCUGGGGGGUCUCUUUCUAGAUGGAUACAACAGACAACGUCUACCCUUCGG